Messenger RNA from Fusarium pseudograminearum CS3096, 1743 nucleotides. RefSeq lists its product as uncharacterized. Gene Ontology annotation, molecular function: ferric-chelate reductase activity. Gene Ontology annotation, cellular component: plasma membrane. NCBI's taxonomy places the organism in Eukaryota, Fungi, Ascomycota, Sordariomycetes, Hypocreales, Nectriaceae. The coding region runs from base 1 to 1743 and encodes 580 amino acids. The transcript is spliced from 3 exons. Gene Ontology annotation, biological process: iron ion transport; intracellular iron ion homeostasis; copper ion import. The record is from RefSeq and is a predicted model, not a curated record.
AUGUGGCUUUGGCACAGCCUCUUCGCUUGGUUCGUGGUACUCGUUACACGAGCUGCAGCGAAUGGUAUUGAAGGCUACGGUCUCUCCUCAUAUGACCCCCUCUGCGCCGAAUCGUGCCUCCGGUCCCUGUCGUCCCUUUCGCUGUCUUGCAGUGAACAUGGCGGCGGCCAUGGACAUAUGAUGAUGGCCAUGGCAACCUCGCCAGCUUGUCGUGCUAACAACACUGCUUUCCUCGCAUCUACGGCUUGGUGCCUCAGCGUCAAAUGUGCCGACCAACACGUCUCCAAGCUCGAAGCGUAUUGGGAAAAAUGGGUUACGGGAAGUAAGGAGGUCGUUCCUAAGUGGACUUACUCUGAGUCUCUCGCCGAGGCAGAUCCUUGGCCACAAAGAUUACAGAUUGGGGAAAUAGACAUGUCACUCAAUGAGACCUCUGUCGUUAACCCAACCGCCUAUCUCAAGCAGUGGAAUGUGUUGGGUGGUGUCAAGCGUGAGAUUACUCUUGAAUCCACACACGGAAUUGUUCUGAUAGCCGUUGCCGUCGGCCUCCCAGUGUUCUUAUCCUGGCUACGAUACAUGCCCUUCAUGUCCGCCCUCUACGAUCGACUUAAACCAUACAUCCUGUAUCCGAGCACCGUCGGCACCUAUUAUGUGCGUCCGCUGCCUUUCCAAAUUGGAAACGCCCCAACUGUUGGCCAAGGAAUUUACAUUGCCAUAUUCAUCGUCCUCAACGCGGUUUUGACCGCCGUUGGCUACCGUACAGCUCAACCCAAUGGCUGGUUCACGAGCUCUUGGCAAGACCUUAUUGCCUACGUCCUGUAUCGAACAGGAGCCUUUGCCUUUACCCUUCUCCCCGUUCUGCUUGCGUUUUCGUCGAGGAAUAAUCUGUUGCUGUGGAUGACGAAUUGGUCACAUCCCACGUAUCUGUUGCUACAUCGCUGGGUGGGCCGGCUAUUCACCCUUUAUGCCGUGCUACAUUCAAUCUUUGGCCUGCUAGCCUACAGACAUUACGAGAAAACAGUAUGGUGGGCAUGGGGUGCUGCAGCUACUGUGUUCAGCGUCGUGCCCAGCGUCGGCAGUGGGUUCUUCUACCGGCCGUGGGAAAACCAUCCCUUCUCAAUCAUACCCACUGGACUGUUGCAGAACCGGGACGCGUCGUUGCCAAGUUCGCCGUUCCACGAUGGCGCUGGAGGGAAGGAUCUCGAGAGCACUCCGCAAAACACUGUCCGGCGGGUCUCUGCAAGCCCUGAUGAGAAGCGCAACUCGGGAGGUGUCACUCUUUUCGUCAAGAAGGCAAAGGGCAUUACAAGCUAUCUCCAGUCAGCCGAUAAUCUAUUGACCCUCGUCGAAGGUCCCUACGGUAACAACAACAAAGACCAUAUCUUACGAUGCGAUCGUGUACUUUUAAUCGGUGGAGGAAUCGGCAUUACCAGUCUUCUCCCUUGGAUAUUGGGUUACUGGAACGUCAAGCUCGCUUGGAGCGUCAAGGCAUCUGCUCAAUAUUUAGUCGACGAGCUUGAGCCAUGCAUCAACACGCUAGACCGGACUCAAAGAGAUAUCCGAGUCGGUAGCCGAUUUGACAUUUCUGCACUAAUUGAUGACGAGGUUGCUUUGGGCUGGAAGAGGAUCGGCGUAGUUGUGUCUGGACCAGGGCCGCUUUGCGAUGAUAUCAGAGCAAAGGUGGCGGCAGCAGGCAAGGCUAGCAAGACUAUAUUUGAGCAUAAGGUAGAUGCCUACUCUUGGUGA